AUGGUGGUGCUAUCGGAUCCGCUGCUAGGAGAACAUGGCGGGGGAGUGAGAGGAGCAGCCACCAGCGCCCGGUGUUGUUACCCGAGCAGGGCACGCCCCCUUCCGCCCCCGCGCCAAUCGCCGUGCGAGUCUGGCGCCAGCGGCACGCCUCUCCCACGAGCGCCGCCAAUCACGGCGAAAAGGCUGCAUCGGCGUCCCCGCCUCGGCCAAUCAGAACCGACACAAACAUUUUAGGCCGCGCCCUCUUCCGCAGACGGCCCAAUCCGGGGAGACACAAACAGCGGGCACGCCCCAGUCUCCGAGUCACGGGCCCGCAGUGCGAAGCGAAGGGAGGGGAGGGGCGGUUCUCCUCGCGAACGCUGCCGGCCAAUCGGGAGGCUCACAGACAGCUUCGGCCACGCCCCCGAGCGCCCCGCAGCCAAUCUAAAGGGACGUAAACAGGCGGCGGCGCGCCCCCUGGUGGGCGGGGGCGCGCCGGCGGGCAGGCACGCGUCGCCCGCCAUGGAGGUGCCGGCGCUGCGGCCCACGGCUGCCCCCGGGGUCCCGGUGGAGGAAGGGGGACCCGGCCGUGAGGCGGCGGGGCGGAGGCGGGACGAGCGGAGCCUGGAGGCGUUGAGCCUGGCCGCCGGCGGCGGCGCCGGAGGCGGCGGGGCGGCGGCGGCGGGGCGGCAGCAGCUGCCGGAGGGGCGGCGGGCGACGCUGGCGAGCGCCCUGGAGCUGGAGGGGACGGUGCUGCGCGAGGGGCGCCUCACCCAGUUCGUGGCCAACAACCUGGAGCGGCGGAUCCGGCUGAGCGGCGCCCCGCGGGGCGAGCCACCGGCGGCGGGGACGGCGGGGGGCGGCGGCGGCUCCAUCCCCGCCAUCGACCCCGGCGCGCUGCAGGACGUGGUGGCCCUGGCCGGGCAGGUGGCGGCGCAGGUGGACGAGCUGCUGCGCAACGUGCACUGCGGCCUGCAGGCCCUGACGGCCCUCAGCGUCGGCUGCAUCCAGACCUACCGCGACGGCGUGGAGAGCCUGGGCGAGGCGGCCGACCUCAGCAUCCGCGCCAUGUACGCGCUGGUGGCGCGCUGCGAGGAGCUGGACCGCGCCAUGCAGCCCGUGCCCGCCCUGGCCAAGCGCAUCCGCGACAUGAAGGGCACCCUGGAGCGGCUGGAGGGGCUCUGCAAGUAACGCCGGCCCCGCCGCCCCCGGCGUGCGCGGCGAGGAGCCGCCGGGGCGCCGCCGCCGCCCCCGGGCUGCUGCUGCUGCAGGGGCGGCUGCUGGGGCGCUCCCGCCCCGGCCCGGCAGCCCCUCGCCCCCGGCGGCUGCAGCUCUCCGGCACCGGUGUCCCCUGCCCCUCUCCCCGUGCCCCUGGGCGUGCCCAGGCGGCGUCGGUGGCCGGUUCCCUGGCGUUAAUCUGGAGGACGUGAAAUUCUUGCAACCGAUGAAGGAAAAGGUCCCGGCUGAAGUCGCGGGGUAGAUGUGGCAGACGGUGCUUUUUAGCUUCAGCUCCAUUAAAGAAUUCGGAUUCUACAUGCCUUACGCUUUCUAUUUAUCGAGGGCUAGGAAAAACUAACCAAUCUUAAUUAAAAGUAGCUGUUAGUGGUUUUUUUUCCUUAAACCAAAUUUCAAGUGGUCGUGAAUACUUGCUUGAUGCUUACAGGCAUACCUGCUUAUUUGUAGUUGACUUAGUGCCUGACAAGAAAUUCUCACUUUGGUCAUUACAGCAAAUAAACACGCAGAGCACUGCUAUCUCUUACAGGACACAGUUGUAAGAGAAGAUUUAAUAUAUAUUGUAAGAGGAAAUUUAAUAUAUAUAUAGCAAAGACACUUGCUGUCUGAGAAGAGUAUAAAAUCCAUGGAAUAUAAUUGAGAUUCAGAUAAGAACAAAUCUUUAUGCAAAGUUCUAAAUAAAAGACUUCAGAUAAAAUGUGCUUUGCCUCUAUUAGUCUCUACAGUUUUCACAGUGUAGAAGUUUAAAUGGCAUCACUGUGAAAUGGUCCCGUGAUUUUAUAUUUUCUUUUCAAUUGGGAAAAUACCUAUUUAACUUGAUGAGGAACAUGAAUAUGUGAUGACAUUACAUGGAUGUAUGACUGACAUAAAAUGGGUACUUUGGGAGAAUUUAUUUGUAUAACUUGAAGCUUUUGUAUAUGCAUCACUGUAUGCAGAAGUGAUUUUGCUGUAUCAGUAAGUAUUUCCUCUUGAGGCCUGACAGUAGCUGAAUUCUCUGCUUGCUAUGGUUCCUAUGCAACUAGCCUCUUAGGUGAUGCUCUUAGCAAUCCAUUUAGGUCACAAAUGUCCUUGUAACAAGAUUUCAGCAGAGAAAUGAUCACUGUGAUCUUACGUAUGUGUAAUGGUGCUUUCGGUGACCCCCAGCUCCUUAAAAACCGUGGAGCAGAGGUAGCCAGAAAUACUACGCAAGCCCUGUAACUUUUGGUUGAAGAGCAGAUAGGUUUAUGAUGGGUGCAGCUGCUACCCCACCAUAAUCUCAUUAAAACACUGAGUGGGGGGGUGGGUGCUGUGAUAUACUGUGCUUCUGCAUGUAUACACAGUACUGAAUUGUAACAAUAAUUUGUUUUUAUGCCACCCUGGUUUUGCAUAAUACCCAUCUCUGGCCUCUUUUGGGUUUCUCAACAUGGCCACGUCUUUCCCUCAGCACAGGGAUGUACUUCACGUGUGGCCUUCCAGCCCUAAGGAGUGGGAGAGGGCUGGAAAUGGGCUGUGCCAAGGUUGCGCUCUUUGCCGUCACAGCUCUGGUGGUAUUGUCUUCUGGGGAGCAGCUGUGGCUCCAGAAAGGGACCAGAGGCCCAACAGAGGUUAGUGGAGAGAAAAAGGAGAACAUAACUGCCCGUGCCCGUGGGCUUGGAAGACACUAAAGAUUUCGUAACGCCACAGCAACAGCUGUACUGGAGAUGCAGUAGUUUUGCUACGUAUGUUUUGUAUAUGUCGAGUGAAAACCAAAGUUUGAUCUUGCUUAACUUGUGAGUAUUGUUGAAAUGUAUAGGAAAGACCUGCAAGCUCAUUUGUAUAGCCACAUAUGUACAGCUAUGCUUUAUUCAUACAGGCUAAGGUGAAGCCUUUAAAGCAUAUGUGUUUCGGUACUCUGUUGGUUUUUGAUAGUAUUUCAUUUGCAGUCACCUACGUUCAAAGCUAAUUCCGUGCUAAAAUUGUCAAGUCUGUAGAAUAAAAUGAUUACUUUUAUGUUUUUAA
Messenger RNA from Phalacrocorax carbo (great cormorant), 3189 nucleotides. The record is from RefSeq and is a predicted model, not a curated record. Lineage: Eukaryota; Metazoa; Chordata; Aves; Suliformes; Phalacrocoracidae.